Molecule: messenger RNA, 6157 nt
Organism: Dicrocoelium dendriticum
Lineage: Eukaryota; Metazoa; Platyhelminthes; Trematoda; Plagiorchiida; Dicrocoeliidae
Source: the annotation of a GenBank genome assembly
UGUCAAUGUUAGCGGUUGUUUUAAUCAGCAGCUGCCAUUGGCCGUUAUUUCAUCGUUUUGUUGUCCUUCACGUAUGCUGUUUUCUCAUCUCAACUGAUGGAGUAUGAUCCGGCAUCCCCAACAGAGGAACCCGAAGAUUUGCCGAUUUCGCUGGAUCUCUCCACUAUACCUCUGCCUGGUUCUUCUCCGAUUACCGUCAGUUCGGCAAAUGUGAUUGACAUUCCCCUCCCACCAGCGGACUUCGAUGCACUGGAAAUACCGCUGCCUCCUCCUGUUGCUGAUGAAGUGCAGCAUCCUGUCACUAACAUCCCGCAAGUUGCAGUCCAACCUAUGGAGCCUGAUCAGCCCGAAGCAGAACCCCCUUCUGGUCCGUUAAAGUUCAGCCUACGGAUAAGCUCUAAGCCUUUCAACAGUGAUGCUUCUAACGAGCCAGGAAUUUUCGAGUCUUCAAAAGACCAGAAACCCGACGAACCUCGCUUAAUGCCGAAGCUGCAGGCCAUGAUGAAGCGCUCAAAACCUUCACAACUACCCGUUGGUGUGUUACCAUCCAAAAUCAAAGUACCCGUGACCGAAACAAAGACUGAACUUUUUCUACCUUCAAAAGAGGCUGAUAUUAGUGACAGCCUUUUGAGCGCCACUGAAGCAGCAAAGGCUGCCGCUGCGGCUUCCGGUCUUACCCUGCCCCAGCCCACUGUUCAGUUUAACCAUCCAGCAUCAACAAUGUCUGAUGCCGGUGACCUACAACAGUUGCUAAAGGAUAUCGUUAACAACGUUCAGGCGCCCUCUUCACUUCCAUUGGAUACGAUAAGCACACGAUCUGAUAUCUCUAUCCCGAGCGCCGUCACUGCGUCCACCUUAUCAUACUCAGUUUCUGUGACACCGCAUAUUGCGACCUCCGUAGGAACAGCUCACAUUCCGAACCUAAUGAGCCUGAAUGUUACUCCAGUCACAACGAUUUCUUUGCAGCAAAAUGCUGCCUCUCUGCUGCAAGACUCGGCUGCCAUGGUUCGACAUUCAAAAUUGAGCUUAUCUAACAUGCAAUACGUCAACCCACAGAAGUUACGUUCCGCUCAGAUGAUAGCGACUCCUUUGAUUGCUAAUCCUGCGAUUGCUGCUCAGCCUCACCAUAACGACGAUCAAUCGAAAUCGAGGGAUAGCCGUAAGCGCUCCAGGUCACGGUCAGCCAGACAGUCUAAGCGUUCUAGGUCUAGCCGGUCGCAUUCCACCAGGCGCUCUCGUUCCAGAAGAUCCAGGUCUACAAGACGUUCUCGUUCUCCUAGACGAUCGCGCUCUCGAAUACGUUCCCGUUCCGGUAGGCGCCAAAGCAUUAGUCGCCGUGAUCGCAGACGCCGCUCUUCUAGCUGUCACGAUUCUCCACCUAGACGAGGAAGAUACAACCGUCGUUCUCGUUCACGUCGUAGCCCUGAAGAUCGUCACAAACGUGCUCGCGACUAUUCGAGGACUAGAGAAAGAGAUCGCCGAAGUUUUGAUAGGCGGCGAACUCCCAGGGAGGCAUUAAACACCAGAUAUGGUUUUCGUGGCGACAAGACCAAUUUGAAUUUCCGCCAUCGAUCUCGAAGCCCUUCCAUUACUAGAGAUCGUCGUAUUCGCCGUCGAUCAAGUUCUCGUAGCCGGGUCGACCGAAGGAAUACUGCUCGAUAUGCGGUCGUUUCUGGCAGGGAUCGGUCAGUAACAAACAACGGACGUGGAAGACAAUCUCGAGAAGACUCUCACAGACACAGUCGCGCUUCAAACAGGAAAGGAUCGGACUCUUCUAGGAAGCCUGUGAGUUCAAAGAAGUUACCGAGUGACGAAACUGCCUGCAAGCGCGCACUCACCCCUAGUGCUGAAUCGGAUUCAUCCUCCAGCGAAAGCUCAUCUUCGCGUGAUAGCUCUUCGAAACGAGAGGAUUCGCGGGGUGAUCAAGAGGUUCGCUCAUCUGCGAAACAGCCAUCAGCAUCACCAAAAUCGGAGCAAUCGUCCUCUUCUUCCCGCGAAAGCAGUGAAUGUACGGGUUCCAGUGAAUGGGAAAACUCUGAAGUGAAACGGGUUGACAGCGGAGAUCCCAGCGAACCUGUAUCUCCAAGACAGGAAACCAAAAUGCAUAGCGCCUCCUUAUCUUCGAAGACUUCACGUGUGGGGAGCAACGAUGAAUGUGUUGUUAUAGCUUCCGAUUCUACGUCUAUUCAACAUGCCGUUGAUUCGAGCGACUUGGUUCCCAACGAAGAGGUUGAAACUAAGGUCAGCUGUUUCGUCUCGGAGGAGCUUAACACUCAUGGCGACCAUAGGCAGUUUUCAUUGGCAACAGGCGUUUUGACACAAAGUGACCAAGAUAUACCCUCCGAUUCCAUUUCCCCCGGGCAAACCAAUGAGAAUGGAGAGACGUUGGAUGUAGUUUGCAGCGAAGUGUGUCUUCCGAACGCGGAGGCCGUUGACUUAAGAACGUCUUCGAACUUUCCUCGUCACCAAUUGGAGAAUCCAGACUUCGACAUCAGUAUACCACCAACUCUUCUAAAUACCAGUGCCCAGUCGACAGAGUGUAUCGAAGUCGCCGCUUAUGCCUCUUUGCCGUUCACUGACACUCUUGUAGGAGAGGGUGUGCAGUCCACCGACCUACCUGCGUUAAAUGUUGGCGGCGUUUACAACCCCACUGAGUUCCAGCAGACGACACCAGUGUCGAGGAUUGAAUUGUUGGUGGAUCCCCAGCUAAAACAUGCUGUUGAAGGCAAAUACGAUCUGCGUGAAAGAAAAAGUAAAGGUAGCAUGCACUUCCACGGCUUUGAGCAUUUCUCCUUCCCGCUGGAUCUCACCCAUUCCUGGGAUCCGCCUCUGAAUGCAUUUGACGCUUUUCCUGAUGCACCUAGACCUGCUUACCUUCAUGUCGUUGACAAUGAUUACUCACAAGUAGACCUGACGCGCUCCUGCACAAGUCCUGCCUGCCUGGUGGGAUUCUCUGGUUCCGCUGCAGGCCGAUUUCAUGAGAUGAGAUGCUGGGUUUGCGAUUGUACCGUCCCAUCUCUGACCGAUUUGAACAAUGGUCUUUAUGCUUGUGGACCCGGUUGUAUCAAUCGUGCCCUCAAUAUUGAAUGUGGACCUUCAUGCCCGACCGGAAAUCUUUGCAGCAAUCGUCAGUUUCAGUUGCGCCUCUAUGCCCCUUCGGAGCCCUUUUACUGUGGCCCCGACAAAGGCUGGGGUCUACGAACUACAGCAGAAGUUAAAAAGCACACCUUCAUAAUAGAGUAUGUAGGCGAAGUGAUCGACUUCUCAGAAUUUCGUCGACGCGUGCGGCGCUAUGAAAGGCUUCAUCGGGCUCACCACUACUUUAUGGCACUGGGAUCGGAUCGCUUCAUCGAUGCCGGCUCUAAGGGUAAUUGGGCUCGUUUCGUCAACCACUCUUGCGAACCGAAUUGUGUCACGCAAAAGUGGAGUGUGGACGGUAAGAUCAGAAUCGGGUUUUUCGCUCUGAUGGACAUUCCCGCUGGCACUGAGUUGACCAUCGACUACCGAUUUGUCCAAUUCGGCGCCUCGGAGCAAAAGUGUUACUGUGGCACUCCAUCUUGCUCCGGUGUUAUGGGAUCCACAAGCAAGGCGCUUCAGGAUAAAGUCCGUCUAAAAGACACUGCUAUGGUUGAACGUCGUAUCAUGGAAUUAUUGCAACGGGAUGCGUUUCACCGAGCAUCGGACAUCACGCUUCUUCUCCAAAUUAUGGUGCAGGAGUGUUUGACCCGAUAUACUCGCCUGGAACUUUUGAAAAGAUUGGCGGUCACGGACUCCGAUGCUUGCCUGAAGCUUUUUCGUCAAUACAAUGGGCUUGAUAUGUUGGCCGCGUUCAUGUGCGAUUCUGCUGAAGAUGACUGGGAGCUAAAACGACAGAUUCUCGUUUGUCUGGAUAAAAUACCCGUUUCGGAGCAGAAACAAGUACAAACUAAUUCGCGCCUGAUGGAUAUUGUUAUUCAAUGGACCACUGAUCCCCGCUUUUGCAGACCCCGUGGUCCCACAUCAGAUGGGUUAUUGCUGGGCCAAGAAUUUCCGGUGGAAUCCAUCCCAUCUUGUACUGCCAAAAAUGAGACAACUGCCGAAGACUGUGAAUUGCGGGUAACUGCCGAUCCGUGCAUUCCAGGAAAAUAUGAAAACCUGACCCCAUACAACCACGGCGAUAUUCCUAUCUCCGAAGUGACUUCACCCACGCUUGGUCUGCUCGAGAGUGUUUCAACUUCCUGCUCAUCCACGCCCAACUCCACGCAGUCUUCUGUGACGAGCCACGUAACCACUCAAUCUACUUCCCUUGCCCCGCCGGAUGCCUCUUCUUUUGGGGCCCUGGGAUCCACUGCUAUCUCAACUGCUCGUUCAAGCAUUGAUCCCGAUGAGUUUGAUUCACCAACAGUAAUAGCGGAUUGCGAUCAGAACUCACCCGACAUCUCAUGCAGAACUCCAUCUGAGCUAUCCGCCGAAAGUGACCUCAUUGAGGAAAUUCGGCAAUUGGCUGCAAACUUGGUCGAAAAAUGGUCCAAAUUACCGAAGGAGAACUAUCGCAUUCCUCGUACGGAACGCCAAGAAACUGAGAAGGAGCUGCAUUUCGAUCUCAUUAGUUCGUCGCUGGUCUCAUGGGGCCAUCAAGAUGAUCAGAAGAACUCAUUCACUUCAUGGAGCUACUCAGCAGAAGCUAAAAACUCUCAAGUCAGCAGAUCCAAACGUACUGAAGUCACCUCUGGCAGCAACGCAGUCACUUUCACCAUCGAAACUAACACGCUGUCAAAGUCCGAGCGCCGAAGGUUAUUUGAAGCACAAGUGAAGGCAGAUGAGGCGAAAGCCGAAAUGACUUCCUCCACUAUAAAACCCACGGAAGUUGCCGUGAACAACAAUGGGGUGGACGAAUUGCGCCAGCUUAUUUCACAUUGCCUUCUGUCUGAGUUACGGAAGUCCGAGUCUACCACAAGUGGCAUUUUGUCCAAUACUGCGAAUACGACUAUUCUAUUCAACACGCUUUUACAAGUAAUUCCGCUUCUUCUAUCCAAGCUAUCCACUUCCAAAGAUCUCUCAGCGAUAACUCGUUUAUGCGAGAACAUGACGAAGCAAUCUGACUGCUCGGACUUCCUCCUUCCCCCUGGAUGGCAAUCGGCUGUAGAUCCAAGUGGACGGACCUAUUACUAUAACAUGACUACAAAAGUUGUUCAGUGGGAGCGACCGCCUGUAAAGUCGCUGGAUCACUUGCACGAGUCUUCUAGUAGUGAUAUAGAAAAGCAACCCGUGCCGUCCGCACCACAGCCACUGGAUAAGGCUUCCAGGAAGAAAAUGGAAAAGGAUUUUACUGUUGAGGUUGGGAAUUAUAUAUUGCGUCUACUACGACCUUAUCGCCUUCCGAAUUGCCUCACUGGCCGCAUCGAAUCCCACAGCGACCUCGUCCACAUUGCUCGGAAGCUAACCCACGCUUUUGUAUCCAAGGAAAUACGCCACACCCGAUCAUCCUCGCCACUAAUAUUGACUGGAACCCUACAGGACACCAUUCGCUCCAGCCUCACGCGCUAUAUGACAUCAAGAGGUGAAGUCUACAAACGUCGGCAUAAGAUCGCAGCAACGCCUGAGCAACGAUCGUCGUGUACAUGACACUUCUGGCACCUCCCCCAAUGCUGUACAUACGCUUGAUCACUAUUCUUGCAAGGCAGCAAUUACAGUACGAUAGGAUUUUCUCCUUAUCAACUGCGCGUCUUCCACGCUUGACCCACUCAUGACCAGCUGUCCUUGCUUUCAUUCAGGGCAAUUAUUCUUUGGGCCACACUGUCACGAGUUCAUUUUCACCCACUAUAUGGCUGUGCGGCUCUGUUCCUGUUCGAGCAAGCCAAUGGAUAGUAGGAUUUUGACUCUGUUUUUGUGUUCCAGUUCUCUACAUAGACUCCUAUUUCAGUGAAUGUGAUGUUAGGCAUUUUAUAUAGAGCCACCUGCUCGUCGUUUCUCUUUCAUUCUGUGCAUGCGUCCUCUUUGUAUCAAGCACCUUUUUACUAUGUAAAGAAUGUGCUACUCUCGGCGUGUUCCUAUGUUUGAUAUCAGUCGUUUGCUCAAUACAUCACUUUGAUAAAACUGGUUGUUUCGCGUCAUUUGCUGAGUCUGCGAUGUUCCCUAAUUCAUUGGUUCUCACAAAUUGACUGAAACUUGAGUGUCC